UGACCGCUCAGAUGUCACUUGAGACAUGAUGUUUUAAGCAGCCUCUGAGAAAGAAAAUGUUGCAUCUAACUGUGAAAAAUGUGGAUUGCAUUUAUAUAAGUAAAUUCUUGUUGCUGUCAUGGUAUGUGUGCAUCCUCUGUGGGGGCUCCUGAAUUAUUACCAACAUUACUGACAUGAAGAGAGGAUUUAUUUGAUUGACUAAAUAAAGCAGGAGACAUAUCCUUUUGAGGUAGUUGAUAAACACCGGAGCUUAGCUGGUUGUAUCUACAGGUGCUGAUACAGAAAAUCAUGGAAAUAGAAACCUCUGCACCCUUUCUGCUGGAAAAGCCUUAAAACAGAUUUCAUUAUGUCACUGUUUUUGUACAGUAACUUGAGUUAGUUAGCUAAAUCUAACUAUUUUCCCAGUAGGGGAUAGUAAUGAAUAUUCACUAAUGUAUCCUGAGUUGUCCUAGGGCGAGGAAAACAUAUUUGAAUAAUGAAACACAGUGAUAUUCCAUAAUGUGAAUCCUUCAGUCUUUUUUAUAUCAUACAGCAAGUUUUCUCAGUGAAAAUGCAGCUUGCCUUGAAGUCUCAGGCUUAAGUGGCUACUGAAUUCAUGCUCAUCCUGGGCUGAACAACAUCAUAAUAUUGUUCAGUUAUUUAGAGAAGCAUGCAUAUUCCUGUUGCAUAUAGCCUUUUUCUCUCACACUGAUCCAGUGUUCAUGACUGUUCAUCACUACUGUUUCAUUUUAUGCUCUUCUAGGAUGAAACAAAAUGAAACACAUAAUUGUAACACAAUUAAAAGUUUACAAUAUACAGUUAAAAUUUCUGUUACAGGAUUAUCUCCCUGGUAGUACCACUGCUCCCUGAAUAAAAACAACCUUGUGUCAAUUUAUCUAUCCAUUAACACGGGACAGUAUAUAACACAGUGCUGACGUUCUUAAUGUAACAGCAUGCAAUUAAGAUGAUUAUUUUUGUCUCAUACACAAUAAACAUGCAUUCCAAAUCCAGUCAGUCAUUUCUGAAUAGUUUAGAUAAUGUAUCAGUGCUGGUGGAACAAUAUCACUGUUCAUAAGGUACAAAUAUUCAUUUAGUUUGGCUUUUGUGCAUCUCUUUUCUGUUUUUUCAGCUGGGUUGUUUGGAGAUAAGCAGAGCAUGUCUAAAGAUGUAUUUUGAAGGGAAUCCGCCAGCUAAUCAAUUUUUGUGUCGAGCAUACCUCUGCCAGGGCCAGCUGAAGUCUCCGCCGGCCACAGGGAGUGUGGAAGACUUUGAAGAGGCUGUGCUCUGUUUUCUGAAAGCAGUUGAAAUUUCAAAAUGUGAACCAAGAUACAACUUCAUAGUGUUCAAUGCCUCAGUGCUGUACUUCCAGACUGUGCGUCCUCUCCUGCAGCCAGGGCGCUGCCUCCACCUGGUCUCCUCUCUCAGGCAGAUGGUCCAAAGUCUGGAGGAGGUGGCAGACCAGGACCACAGCUGGAGGGCUGAACUCAUGAUGUACCUUAUCAAAUGUCUUGUGGAUGCUGGUAAAAUGGAGGAAGCUGCAAGUUUUGCCAAAGUCACAGAGGAAUUCAUCAAGUCUCACACCUCACAUCUUUAUCCAAGACUCUUUACGUUACUGGCACAUCACAAGCUGACAGACGGUGAUGUCCUCUUUGAAAUGAGCAGGCACUGCCCUACCUUAGCAGUCAUUUACAAAAUACAGGACUUUAAAAACAGGUUGGAAGAAAUGAAUGGGGAUGAAUCAACAAAAGAGGAGCUUGAGCAGAUUUUCCAUCUCUUGGUGGAUUGUACAGAUGUAUCUACUACAUCUGUGAACCCCAGCUCUCUUCAGAACACAGCAUCUGUCCAACCAGCUGACAGAGUUUCCUUCCUCCUGGAGUUGGCUCUGCUGGCGUUGCAAGUGAAGCAUCAGAAAAUAGCUGCCAACUGUUUGAAAGAGCUAAAGAUGGUGGGAGAGGCUAGUAUUGGCCAACGCAUAGUAAUGGAAUGUGUCAACUGUGAAAUCAACCUUCUGAAGAGAGAUGCGAAGAUGAAUGAUUAUUCUAAAGUCAGUGUGGAGGCCCGGCUGAAGGAGAUAGGCAAGCUGGAUCAGUGGCUGCAGACUGCAGUGAGAGAGGGGGACCUCCAGGCCAUGCAGGCCGUGUGUGCUACCCAGUGGAGCUUUUGUCUGCCCCUCUUGCAGCGUAACCUCAGGAAACACAUCAAGACAACUCUGCUUAGUGUGGCCCAAGUCCUGGAAGACAUACAAAGUACGUUGCUGGAGAUGCGCUGUCAGAUCCACUCAGAGCUAGCGUUGGUUGAAGAGGAGGAGGGGCGCCUUGAGGGCUCUUUGACUCACCUCCAGAAAGCCAUGCUGUUGGAUAAUGGGGCACAACGGGAUCGCCUGUCAUCAGCUUUCCACCUCCUGCAGCUCAGAGGGACCCUCUACCAAACGCCCUCCCGCAACGAGGAUAAAGCCGCUAUGCUUAUGCAGCAGGCAAGGGAGGUGCAGCCUCAAAAUGAGACAGACAUUCGUCCCAUCCUGGUUGCUGUGGGUCUCCUUUUGGCCCCUGAUGAUUUCGAGAUAGUGCUGGAUGCAGACAACACCUCAAGAGUUCCCGUAGGCAGUCAAGAAACUGGAUCAGUGGCUCAGCUCUCUGCUAAGGCUCACCAUCAUUCUACAGCCGUAUUGAAGGUGGAUGGACAUCUGGCCAGACGAGGAGAUGACACAGACAACACAGAGAGGGUGAAGUUGUGGGCAACACUGGUGAAGACAGCCAGGAAACACGAAGUUUGGGAUGUGUGCCGAGCUGCUUGUCGAUUCUGUUUGCUUUAUGAUGACGGGAGAUGGAUGAUGUGCAAAACUGACAAAUGUAGAUGCUCAGAGGAAGAAAGCUGUGCACAAUGUCUUCAGGGCUGCGGUGGAAGCCAGACCUGUGUUAGGGACCUGCUGCGCCUUUUGGCUGAAAUCCACUUCAUCAGUGCAGAGGCCACUGUCCAAAAACUGCUCACAGAGGGGGUGCAGCUUAAUAGCCCUGCUGUCCCUACAAUGGUCAAAGAAGUGUGUGUGUCUGAAGAGGAUCCAGACUGGGUUGUUUACAGAGACUGGAUCGAGGCUCUGUCUGCCUACGCCACCUCCAACUUCUUGCGGGCAGCAGAGCUGGGAGCAGAGAUCAGGGAGCCGUGGGUGGUAGCAAAUGCAGCAGUUUACCUGUGGAACUACAGCAGCCACUUGUUGGCAGCUGGGGAGUACCAACGCCUGCUUCCUACCUUCCAGAGUCUGGUGGAGAUGAUCCAAAAGACAGAAGACACUGGGAAUCAUACUCUGUUUGUGCUGCUGUGUAAUACUGUGGCCCGGGGGUUGAUCCAGCCUCUGAGUGGACCAGACUGCAUCGAGCCAGCUCUGUCAGGAGACAAGGGCAAAAACAGAGCUGCAAAGGGGACAGAGAAAGCAUCCAAUGUAGACCCUGCUGCCCUGCAGGAUGUUCAUAAGGCACUAGAGCUGUGUGAAUAUGCCCUGCGCAUAUCCAACUGCAGCAUUCCAGGGGAGACCGUCCCCAUCGCAGCGAGGAAACAGGUGGUGGUCACAUGGGUGCAGAUCAAGCAGCUCUUACAACAGCAAAUUGGCUCAAAAAUGGACACUAAAGAUGAGUGUGAGAAUGAGGAAGUGUCGACGAUGACGCGUGUGCUGGUUGGCGUGGAGAUGCUCCAGUGCAAUAGGAACCCGAGGCAUAUGGAGUUCUCUGUUCCCAGUCUUUCCACACUGGUGAGCAUGGCGUCUGAAUGCAGCUGGACUGAUGCCGUGGUGGAGCUGCAGGUGUGGUGCCAGCUGGCUGCCUUCUGCCACUAUGCCAACGAACACAGCUUGCUGUCAUGCUGCACCAAGAGUGCUCUGCAGCUGGAAGAAGCAGCAGCAAAGAGCCUCAACACCAUGCCCUGCAUUUUCUAUGGCCCAGCUGCAGUGAAUGAGAUGUUGAGCAGUGCCGCUUGUUUGAGGGGUUUGAGUUUAGUCCAUGAGGCCAAUGGAGACCUGCACACCUACAGAGAGGCUAUGAAAGUGCUUCUGUCCAGUGUCAGCUAUGCAGAAAAGGCUGAGAAUCCAGCAUUGUGUGUCACAGGUGUCAGGCAUUACUGGAACACUUGUCUACCCCUGACACAGACUCCUGAGGAAAGAAGGCAGCUCCAAGAGCCCCUGGAGAAGAUCCUGACUGCUCUGGCAUAUACCAACUUUAAGCAACCAAAUAAACAAGGCAAAAUGAAAGGCUUGCUGACCUCGACAGCACUGCCUCUUGGGAGUUCUAACCAUGAAGCAGCAGAUGAAGAAGAACUAACCUUGAGAGCAGCCAUUUACAGUUUGUUGCUUCAAAUCCACAUUGAUAAAGCAGACUGGAAGAGUGCUCUGCAGCUUCUAGACCAAGCUAUUAGAGACAUGCCUCGCACCAGACACCGACUGGCUCUGCUGAAACACAGAAUACUAGUAAAGGCACUACUGGGAGAAAGUAUACUGGUGGAUAUGCAGGCGUUACAAGAUGAAGGAGAGCAGUGCUGUUCAUUUAUGUGGCACCAGGUGGCACUGUGUGCUAACAACAUGACACAACAGCUCACCUGCUACCAGAAAUCCAUCACCUCACUGUUGAGUGCAGAGACUCAAUGGCAGAAGGUUAAUCUGCUGUUAGAGUUUGGAGAAUGGCUGUACUGUCACAGCUUCCCCAAAACUGAUGCCCAGCACCAAGUUCAGUGGGCCAUAGACAUCCUUCUGCAUAUGGAACCUGAACAGACAGACAGAGCAGAGGAUGAGCGGGAUGGAGAAAAGAGGGAUAUGAGCUCAGUGAAAUGUGAGCCCCUAGUAGGAAUCCAGGGCUUGUUAUUCGCACAAAGUUUAUCUAAUCUGAAGGAUGUACAGCGCCUUGACAGCCUGGUCCGAGCACACACUCUGCUUGCUGUCAUGGCAGGCAGGACUUCACCUGAGCACCAACUUAACCUGCUCAGAGCCUGUACCUUUGUACUUCAAAUCUGGCAGGUGUCCAUGGCGGUGGGUUAUGAGAUCUCCAGUGAGAUGGCCAAAAGUCAGCAACCCCAGCCUCCUCCCUCUGCUGGAUCUAAAAAAGGCAAAGACAAGGGCAAAGGCAAAACAACAAAAGAUCCUCCCCAUGAAGAAGAGAGACCUAAACCAAUUUUGUUGGAACAGACACUUCCUUCCUCUCCAACGGAGUGGGCCCGCUAUGUUUGUCCUGACCAGGCCAGGCAGAUCUUUAAAACCAACAGUCACCCACACUGUAUCAAUACACACAGCAUUACAAAGCAGACUCAGAGCCUGUUUUAUCUCAAUAUGCUGGAAAAAGAGCUUCACUCACUCUUGCUCACCCACCUGACUCUGCCCAUAAUGCAUCUAGCUGAGACCAUUGCUCAUGACCUUUUGGAUAGGUGGAGCCUUGCAGACCUCUACCGACUUAGAAUUGUGAGGACCUGUUGUGAGCUGGGUUUGGAGACACAUUCACCAUAUCAGGAGAAUCUCCUGAAUCUGACAAGAAUCCAAGAACAAGAGCAGAUGUGGUGCCACAAGGUGAUUGCUGUUUCACAGGAGAGAAGAGGCGUUAACAGAACUGACAAUCAGAAAGUUAAGGCAGCCAAAAAGGCUGAGUCUGAGAGACAGAGUAUGGACAUGUGUGCUCAGGACAUCUGGCUGGACAAAGCUGAGGUUUGCCUCAGCAUGGGGCUCUAUCAACCUGCCAGGCAGCUCCUGGCACAGGCCCAUUUGGUGGCUCUGGAACUUGGAGAUCAGAAAGCAGUGGCAAGAAGUCUUCUCAGCCUGGCCAUUCUGGCUUGUGAAGAACAGAACUAUGCUCAGGCUCUGGUGUUGCUUGACAAAGCCCAAGCCCUGGGUGGGGAUGAGGAGUUCUGCUACCACUUAACCCUCACCAAGGUCAGAGCUGUAGUAGGCCAUGGAGGUCAUGAUGCACACAUCAAGGCUGAUCAGAUUAUAAAACAAAGCUGUGGGGCCCUGAAGCUGGUUCUGGAGCAGCGAGUAAACCGAGUCCAAGAAAUCUCAUUCUUGAUAACCUCAUUAGAGAUGAGAGGAGCCGCUGAAUGUAUACGAGUCCUCGGUGGUGGUGAACCUGGAGAGACUCUCAACACUGAGGUUGUCCAGAAGCUAACAGCUGCUUGCGGUGCACUCAGAGAGUGUGCCAGUGGUUUCACCAAACUCAGCUACAGAGAACAUGCAGCAGAGGCACAUGUAGAGAACGCACAUUGUCUGAGAUUCCUAGCCAACCACACUACUUCUACAAAGGACAAAUGGCGCCUGCUGCUCGAUGGCCUUUCCCAAAUGCAGCUAGCUGUUACAGAACAGGAGCAUGUGGUGCUGAAUGCUCAGAGGCUGCUUCCCUCACAGGAGGAGGGUCAUGGACUGUCACUGGCCGCCGUGCGGAGGCUCCUGCGCCUGCGACUGGCCCUGGCUGAAUUUUGUCUAGCUUUGCUGGAGGAGCAUUGUGCUCAGAAAAAAUACCAAGCUCUGGCCCGGGAGAGGAAGACUUCUGCUGAGAUAGCCCUGGAGGAGUUUACACGCUGCACACCUGAGCCCAACACUAUAGAACAGGAAUGGCUGAAUGUGGGCAGCACCUUAGGGCAGGUGGCUCUGGGCCAGCUGGCUGCAGUCAGCUCCCAAGACAACAUGGAGACCAGAGCUCGCUGUCUGAAUCUGAUGGGAAAGUACCUCAGACUGCAGGCAGUGCAGGAGGACCCAGUUUAUCUGUGUGCACUCUGGGACAGACACAAACAGAAGGAGGCCUGGUAUGACCCUAAAGCUAUUUCUGUGGAGGACACGAAUUCAGAGAAAGAGAAAGACAGAAGAUCAAGCAGCAGAGAGUCGAGGGUGACCUCUGCCAAAAGUGCUGAGCUGCAGCUGAGGAGGAGCAGAGCCCAGCAGCUGUUGGUACAGGCCAGUAAAGCAUUGACUGAAGCAAUCAGCCUGUGUCUUCAACAAAAGCUACCCUCCUCCAUUCUGGCUGAUGCAUGUCUCAGCAUGUUGGAGUGUCAUGGACAGUCUGAUCCUGCAUUGGCAGGUCAAUAUCUUGCCCUGUUUCAGAGCUGUUGCACUGCUUCUACGAUGGCUGAGGUCCUAAGUUCUGCCUGUGCUGACACCAGCGUGUCCCAGCUCUCUGCUCUGCUCAGCCUACGCAGGAAACUGCUCAUGUCCCAGGAGGAGAGGCCCAGCAGCAUGCUGAAGGGAGUGGAGGACUCCCUCAAUAGCAUCUCCAAGGGUUUCAGCCACCUGACUAUCUCUCCCAGUCACCUAAACAUCCUUGCAGAACUUCCACCUUACUUGAAGAUCCUGCUGCUUCAACACUCUGAAGAUGGGUCAGAACUUUAUGGAGCCUUCUAUGAGAUGGCCGGAGUUCCAAAUCAAAAAGGAAAGACAACACAAGUUACAGGUACCCUGGCAUGCUCUAGGGUGGCCAAGGUUUUAGUCUGCCCUCAGGCACUGCUGGCCCUGAGGGAGCAGAUUCGGGCCUUUGGCCAGGAGACUAGACAUGCCUUCCUCAAGGAAGCCUGUUGGUACAGAGCUGAGGGCAGGCUGGAGGCCUUGGAGGAGCAUCAAGUUUCCCCCCGUGAAACUGCAGCAGAAGAAAUGGUGCCUCGCUUCAGAGAAAUUGUACAUGAUAUGGAAGACUAUCUGAAUCCACUUCUCACACAGUUAGACUUCUCUUGCUUAAGGCCGCAGGAUGCAUCACUGCCUGUUCCCGAGAUGACCAAAACCAAAGAGAAAGAAGAGAAGGGGAGCUCAGGUAAAGCAGAACCAGGAGGAUAUGUGGUGCUGCUGGCAGACAGAAAGUUGCUGGAGUUGCCACUGGAAGCCUUGUCUAUCCUGCAGGAAGAAGGCCUGAGUUCUGUGUCACGAGACUUCUCCCUACAGCUUCUCCACAGUCGCCUCAACAGAGAAGAACCAGAGAAAGUUGAAAGUGACAACAAAAAGGAGGCCAAAGGUGGCAAAGGAACUAAGGGAAAAGGAGAUCAAAGUCAAGCCAUCAAAGUGGUACCUAAAAAUCGUGUGUUGCCCUCUAACACCUUCCCAGUGGACACACGUAACGUCAAAUAUAUUGUUGACCCUCACAAUGAAGGCAACCUUGAAGGGAACAGUCUGAGCGGAAGGAUGAAGGAGAUUUUGGAAAGGCACAGCCAGAAUUUUACCCAUCUGUGGGAGGGCUUCAUGGGCAGCCAACAAACACCCAGCCUGUCCGAGGUGGAGCAGCUGCUGUGCAGAUGCAGCACAUUCAUAUAUCUGGGGAUGGAGCGCUUCAUGGCAAACAUCCCACCUGCCAAACUAGCAGCCCUCAAUCUGUCUGAGUGUUGCAUGGCUGUGCUCUUUGACCUGGUUCAGAACAACGCCAGUGUUCUCCGCCAAUCAAACCUUGACAUGUACAAAAGUGCAGGACAGUUGGCCCUGGAGAAGCCCCUGGAGACUGCGCUUCUGCUGAGUUUAGGUGGUGUCCGCUGUGUUGUCCUCAACCAGUGGCACAGCAGCCUUCAGCAGAAUGCAUACAGCAUGGACAGUGUUCUGGACAAUCUACUGAGGGUCCGACAGACCAUUGGCCAGACCGUCCAUGCCCUGAGGAGGCAGGACACUUCAGAUAUACAACAUCACAAGGUUACAGGAUCAUAUGGUACUAUCAAGUGCUCAUCACUGACUCAAAAGAAGAUGAUGUUCACCACAAAACAACUGUCACCCUACCAGCUUUCAACUGCAUUCUUUAUGGUCUCCCUAACUUAAUUAUUACAUAAUAUCCUCAAAAUUUCCCAGCUCAGGAUGAUUGCAGCUAACGCUGCUGUGGUAUGAGGGGUUUAACAUUUCAUUAAAGAUGAUCUUUGAUUCUUUACUUACAUUUUCUACAAUUCCAGUUUUAUGAGAAUACUUAUUUUAUGCUUGAUGUUUUUAAUAUUGUUUUUUACCGUCCUCAGCAGAUGUUAAGAUACAAUCUGCAUCAUGCCUGACUCCAUAAAAUAAGACUGAUGCUCUCAGUCAGGGGAGCUUACAGAGAUUCACCCCAUACAUAUCUUGCAUUAUUAAAAUACCAGCGUUACUGAUCACAUUGUGCUCACAAGUUGUACCUUUGACAUCUCUGCCCGGAUAACACUCAAUUUAUUGAGUGUAUAGACUGCACAGUCCAUAUCGAUCGUCAGUUGAGCUUAGUAUCGAACUUUACCAUAUUGAAUAGGAGAAAAGAUUUAAUUAAGUCAAACACAAAAUUAGAAGAGAAGGUCACCAUUUCAUUGCCUUAUUCCUUUACAGAUAUGCAUGUAUAAUUUUUCAAAAACACAGAUCCGGCAAGAUUUUUACCUUGAUGUAUGUAAAAGAGCAGCACGGUGAUCCAGUGGUUAGCCUCACAGCAAGAGGGUUUCAGGUUUGAAUCUCGGUCCCUUCUGUGUGGAGCUUGCAUGUUCUUCCUGUGCCUGCGUGGGUUUUCUCUGGGUACUCC
Scatophagus argus is the source of this 9428-nucleotide messenger RNA. Its product is annotated as cilia- and flagella-associated protein 46. Gene Ontology annotation, biological process: axoneme assembly; cilium movement involved in cell motility. NCBI's taxonomy places the organism in Eukaryota, Metazoa, Chordata, Actinopteri, Scatophagidae. Gene Ontology annotation, molecular function: protein binding. The transcript is spliced from 57 exons. The record is from RefSeq and is a predicted model, not a curated record. Bases 1145 to 8722 code for a protein of 2525 amino acids.